GAGAGUUUUUUUUAUUUUAAAUGUUUUUUAUAAAGAACUGAAAUAUUUGUUCACUGAUUUGACAAACGUCAAAACUCGUCCUUGAAAAUGACGGUAUCGCAGUUUGAGGUUAUGGAUUUGUAUAUUUUUUAAAUAUAAAAAGUAAAAUGUUCAUUUUGARCAGAUCAGCAAAAAAUACYUUUUUAUUUAUUAUUACAUGACGCUUUCUAUCGAAAUAAAACAAUGUCACUUAUGUUUAGAGCAAAAUUCGGCAGCAAUAUUUUAAAAACCAAGACACAAAGUGUUACAAAUCCAUGGCAAUGUAUCAAAAACAACUCAAAUGCGCCCCCAACUCAAGCAAGGAUAGUGAUAGCAGGUGCUGGAGUUGUGGCAAAUUCUGUAGCCUAUCACUUGGUUCAGAAUGGUUGGAAUGAUAUUAUAGUCCUAGAACAAGGGAAAAUAGGCAGUGGGACCUCUCAUUUCGGUUCCGGAACCUUAGGUUUGUUUAAACCUAUCGCUCACAGAAACCUAAUCUGGUACAGUAUUAAACUAUAUCAACAAUUACAAGAUAUGGGCUAUGACAUCCAAAUGAGACAAUGUGGAAGCAUAAACUUAGCCCAAACGAAUGAUCGUUUAAUAGCUUUAAAAAGACGACUGGCAUACAAUAUCCCCACGGGGUUAUACUGCGAAUUACUUAGUCCAAACGAACUCAAAGACUUACACCCGUACUUAAGAGUAGAUGACUUAAAAGGGGCUGUUUGGGUCCCUGAAGACGCCGUGGCCAACCCUAGAGCUAUCUGUGAUGUCCUGGCAAUUCUAGCACAACAAGGGGGCGCGAAAUACUUCGAACACACACCAGUCGACAAAGUACUUACCCAAAAUUCAACCGUUUACGGCGUCGAGACACCAAAAGGGGUUAUCAAAUGCGAGUAUUUCGUCAACUGUGCUGGGAUGUGGGCCCGGGAAUUGGGGCUGCAGUGUUCGCCACAAGUGCGCAUCCCUGCAUACCCAGCCCAGCAUUUCUACGCAACGACGGGGCGCCUCACUCAAAUUAUUGACGAAUCAACGCCAAUAAUACGAGAUUAUGACGCUUUCACGUACGCACGGGAGCAUGAAGGGGGCUUCAUGAUCGGGUGGUUUGAAGAAGAAGCCAAACCGGCGUUUGAAGACAGCCAAGUUCCGAGGGAUUGGAUGAGACACAUCAAAAAAGAUUUUAAUCACUUUUUUCCUUUAUGGGAAAAAGCCGUACGCCGGAUUCCGGAAUUAACAAAUUGCAAGAAACCGGAAAUUGUUAACUCUCCUGAUAACUUCACUCCUGAUGGUCGCUGGAUUUUGGGUGAAACGGCUGAAGUAACGAAUUAUUUUGUAGCUUGUGGUAUGAACGGUAACUCGUUACAGGGCGCGGGUGGGAUUGGUAAAGCAGUAGCUGAGUGGAUUAUAGAAGGAGAACCCACUCAGGAUCUUCUACCUUUCAAUGUACAAAGAUUUUUAGAUGUUCAUAACAGUCGACAGUAUUUGCAACAAAGAAUUAAGGAAAUUGUGGGCAGGCAUUAUUCAAUUUUGUAUCCCUUCCAGUGUGAAUAUAAAUACGCCAGAAAACUGAGAUGCUCUCCACUUUACAGUGUUCUUGAAACAAAGGGUGCUGUGUUUGGGAUCAAGAUGGCGUACGAAAGAGCGCUUUAUUUUGAUUCCAGAUACAUGAGCGGUGACACUAAACCUAUCAUGCCUCCUGGUAGUUUUUUCAAACCAAAGUUUUUCGAUUACAUGAAAGAGGAGUAUUUGGCGUGUCGGGAAGGUGUUGGUAUUAUUGACAUGUCAUCAUUUUCAAAAAUUGAAAUAAAGUCAGACCAUCUCGAWGUUGUCAAUUAUCUACAARGUUUGUGUUCUAAUGAUAUUGAUAUUGCRGUGGGUGGUAUAGUACACACGGGGAUGCAAAAUGAGAAAGGGGGCUAUGAAAAUGAUUGUAUGUUAGUAAGACAAGCAGAUAACAAAUACUUUAUGGUGUCACCAACUAGUCAACAAACACGAAUCUAUGAAUGGAUUUCGCGUAAUUUACCUCAAAAAUCCUCAAUUGACUUAAACGACGUCACGUCGAUGUAUACAGUCAUUAAUGUGGUGGGCCCCAAAGCACCCGAACUACUAAAUGAAUUGUCUAACAGCGACAUGAAACUAUCACCGUUUUCUUAUAAAAAAGUCAACAUGGGUUAUGCUUCCGAUGUUAUGGUUAUGUCAUUUACCCAUACUGGGGAACCAGGAUAUUGCUUAUACGUCCCAUCAGAGUACGCUUUACACGUCUAUUAUAAAUUAAUGACAGUGGGGCGGGACUAUGGGGCUCGCGAUGUCGGCACUUUGACUCAAAGAUUCAUGCGAAUUGAGCGUUUUAUUCCGUUUUGGGCGGAAGAAUUGAGUAGUUUUACCACACCAUUUGAGGCAGGCAACAGCUAUAGUGUCAGAUUAGACAAAAAGGAGAAUUUUAUUGGAAAACCAGCACUGCAGCAACAGAAAGAAAACGGAGUUAGUAAACAACUCGUCCUCUUCCAUUUAAAUGAUAUUGACCCAGAUAAAGAUAUUUGGCCAUGGGGUGGAGAACCCUUGUACCGCAACAACGAGUUUGUUGGUACUGUCACUUCAGCUGGGUAUGGGUUUUCAGCCGAUAAGUUGAUUUGUUUGGGUUUUAUUCGUCGACCAAGAUCAUCACACAUUAAGACAAUUACUUCAGAAUAUAUUUUGUCUAAAGAGGCCAAAUAUGAAAUUGAUAUUGCAGGCACUCGAUUCUCUAUAACGCCAUAUCUUCAUGCACCGCCUGUCACAAAUGUGGUUAAUUUAGGCCAAAAAUACCGACCGACUGUUAUUAGUUAUAAAAGUGAUGUAACAAGUAAUAAUUUUUGACUGAUGUGACAAACUAGCAAUAUUUAGUUGAAUUAAAUUAUUUC
This is a messenger RNA of Tribolium madens (black flour beetle), 2912 nucleotides long. Its product is annotated as pyruvate dehydrogenase phosphatase regulatory subunit, mitochondrial-like. Gene Ontology annotation, cellular component: mitochondrion; mitochondrial matrix; cytoplasm. The record is from RefSeq and is a predicted model, not a curated record. The coding region runs from base 223 to 2868 and encodes 881 amino acids. Gene Ontology annotation, molecular function: protein binding; oxidoreductase activity. The transcript has 9 exons. Lineage: Eukaryota; Metazoa; Arthropoda; Insecta; Coleoptera; Tenebrionidae.